Molecule: messenger RNA, 1281 nt
Organism: Aedes aegypti (yellow fever mosquito)
Lineage: Eukaryota; Metazoa; Arthropoda; Insecta; Diptera; Culicidae
Product: sulfotransferase 1 family member D1
Exons: 3
Coding region: 95-1102 (335 amino acids)
Biological process (GO): sulfation
Cellular component (GO): cytoplasm
Molecular function (GO): sulfotransferase activity
Source: RefSeq, a predicted model, not a curated record
CCACAUCAACACACAGCGCCAGUCGCUUAUUGCGCUUAUUCGAAGCACGCAGCAAAGUGUUUAACGGUGCUCUACGACAAACAAUCCAACUGAUAUGGCAUACGAGUACAUCGCAAUAGAUGAUCCCGUCUUCAGGGCAACCUGCGAAGAACGGAACCAGAAGGAUUAUGUGCUGGUCAAACCGAAGGAUUUCAGCAAAGUGCCCAUAACGCUUCCGAAUUGGGCGCCAGAACCGUGCUGUUUGGACACAAGAUAUCAGAAGCUGGACCAGCGCAUUAAAGGUAUGGAAAUCAAACCGGACGAUGUGUGGCUGGUAACGUACCCGAAGAGUGGAACCACUUGGUGCCAGGAAAUGAUAUGGCUCAUCUGCAAUGAUCUGGACUACGAAAAAGCUGCCACGGUUAAGCUACAUGCUCGAUUCCCGUUUCUAGAAAUCGGAGGCAUUCGUGACCUGCCCCCAGGAAUGGACCCCUUCCAGGAGGCUAUUUCGAUGGCUUCCCCAAGGUUGAUCAAAUCCCACCUACCGGUUGCCUUUCUACCCGAUCAGAUGUGGACCGUCAAACCGAAAAUGGUCUACGUCCACAGAAACCCCAAAUCGGUCGCCGUGUCUUACUACCAUCAUUCGGUUUCACUUCACGAGUACAGAGGAACGAUGGAUCAGUUCAUACGCUCGUUCAUGAAGGAACUCGAAUAUUAUUCGCCGUACCAUCGCCACGUGAUUGAGUAUCACCAUUUGGACUACCAGGACAAUAUCCUACACCUGCGCUAUGAAGACAUGAAAAAAGAUCUUAAAUCGUCCCUCCAACGUGUGAGUGCCUUCUUCAACAAAUCCUACACUGAUGAGCAACUGAACGCUUUGGCGCAGCAUCUUUCGUUCGACACGAUGAAAAACAACAGUUCCGUCAAUUUUCGCGAGUGGGUCGAGUUUCUGUUGGAGAAAACUAACCGCACUGACAAGCUGAGUGAUCAGGACUAUCUGUUCAUAAGGCGUGGGGAAGUGGAUGGAUGGCGCCGAGAGCUGGAUCCCGAGUUGAUGAAAGAGCUGGACGAGUGGACCAAACGCAAAGUUGAGGAUCCGAAACACAUGAAACUGUUCGAGUAGGUUAUAAAACAAAAAAUAUGUGCUAAUCACAAUCGAUUUGGAUAAAAUCUUGCAAUAAGACAAAGAACUCUUAGAAAUUAGGACAAAUAAUGCGUAUUUGGAUAAUAAGCUUUGUAAGACUACUAAAAGCAAGAAUGUCUUUUAAAUAAACAAAAUCAUGUUUAUCAUUUCAAACGUUA